CGCACGUCACAUGCUGAGACGACACGACCCGUCGCGACGGCAGCGCUGCGGUGGGACAGGGGCGCGUGGCCGGGACGGGACCCCCCCCGGGGCUGUGGGGCAGGGGGGAACGGCGGCUGAGGGGCAGCACAGGAGGAUGCUGGUGGCUGGAGGAUGGAGGAGGCGGUGGUGAAGCAGGGCGUGCUCUACCUCCAGCUGCAGCAGACCUUCGGGAAGAAAUGGAAGAAGUUCUGGGGCAUCUUGUACCGGGAAAGCUCCUGCUCCACCGCCCGCCUGGAGCUCUUCGAGGGCUCGGUGCCGCCGGCCGCCGAGAAGCUGCGGAAAGGGGAGGGCAGCAAGCGGCUGGUCAAGCUGAGCGACUGCGUGCACGUGGCGGAGGCCAGCGGCGACGCCGCCUGCCCCAAGGAGACCGUCCCCUUCCUGCUGGAGACCACCGACAAGCGGUACCUCCUGGCCGCUGAGGGCACGGAGGAGGCCGACUGGAUCCAGAAGCUGUGCGAGCUGGCUUUCCCGAGGAGCAGGGAGGAGCUGGCGGCAGGCAAGGAUGGCCAGCAGAGCUCGCAGGGCACCGACAGCGAGUUCUCCAUGGAGGAAAACUCCCUCUACAGCUCCCGGGACAAAGCCGGCUUGGAGCAGGCGUUCAAGGUGAUGGUGAGGGCCACCGAGUCCUCCGAGCGCUGCCGGCUCUGGGGACGGUGCAUCCUGCGAGCCGGGGAGGAAGCGCUGGAGCUGCUGGAUUUACAGACCUUGGAGAUCAUCUACAGCUGGCCCUACCGCUUCCUGCGCCGCUUCGGGCGGGAUAAGGUGACCUUCUCCUUUGAGGCUGGCCGGCGCUGCGCAUCCGGAGAAGGCAACUUUGAGUUUGAGACCAGGCAAGGCAACGAGAUCUUCCAGGCCAUCGAGUCGGCCAUCAACGUGCAUCGGGGACGGGUGGCCGAGGAGCUGUGGCGAGGUGGCCCCGGGGACGAAGUCCCCCGCCCCCUUGGUCACGCCAAGAUGCCCAGCUGGGCUCAAGGGCAUGAGGAGCCCGGUGGCACUAAGCCGGAGCCCACCUGGGAAGGGAAGGGGCCAAAAGCCAAGCCGGCGAUGCCCCCCAGCAGCUGCCCUGGGGCCGGGGAGCCAUCGGGCACCUUCCUGCCCUCCCGCGGUGCCGAUUGCCCCUACGCCGAGCCCUGCAACUCCCUCCACCGGGGGAACCCCCCGGUGCUGGAGAAGGGUUGGAAGCAGGAUGCUCCGGCCAAGGCGGCCGCCGAAUCCGAGUACGCCGUCCCCUUCGACACCAUCGCCAAGGCCUUCGUGGCUGGCAAGUUCGGCAGCUUGGCCCGUCGCCCCGGGGAGGUCCCCGACCCCUUCUACGACAGCAUCGGGGCGGCGGGGGGGCAAGCGGGCCAGCAGCCCCCUCCGCGCCGCGCCGCCGCCGCCGCCAAGCCCGACCACAUCUACGACGAGCCCGAGGGUCUGUCCUCCCACACCGUCUACGACGAGCCCGAGGAGGUGAAGGGGGAGGCGUGGAGGCUGCAGGCGGCCUCGGAGGAGCCCCCCGGGCACGAGUACCCCUACAACCCGCAGCGGGAUGACUACGCGGUGCCCAAGAGACCCGUCCCUCUGCGGCAGCCCUUCCUGCUGCAGGGCAAGGAGUGGCUGGGGGACACCGAGUAUGACAACGUGGCCCUCAAGCUUGCGAAGAAGAGGAACCUGCAGUGAGCGGGACGGGGAAGGACAGGAGAGGACAUCCCGCGGCUGCCCUUUCCCCCCCGGCCCCCCCCAGCCCGCCGUCUCCCCCCGGCAGGAGCUGAGACCCCCCCCCAGCUCAUCGCACCCAUGGCUGGAGGGGGACGGGGCAUCCCUCCGGAGCGGCGGGGCACAUCUGGCCAGCUGCGGGGCCGGCAGCCGGGAUGCGCCCGCUGGAGGGCACUGUCCGCCCGCCGUACGGGCAGGGCAGGCGGCGGGACGCCCCCCCUCUCCCCGCAGCCCCUCCGCCGCUCCGCUCCGGCCUUCCCAGCACCCCCAGGCUCCCCCCCGCAGCACCCCGCGGACCACACCACAAGCCCUCCCCGCUUCUUGCCCGGCCAAACCUCGGGAAGCCCAGCUCUGCGCGCUGCCGAAGCCCAAUGGGCAUCCCUAGGGAUGCACGUCCCACAGCGCGAGAUGCAGCCGGACGGUGCUCAGCCCACGCUGGCGGGUGACGCGCACCCCCAGGGAUGAACAUCCCACACCCCAAAAUGCAGCUGGACGAUGCAUGGCCCUGGGAUGCUCAGCCCAUGCUGGUCGGUGAUGCACACCCGAGGGGAUGCACAUCCCAUACCGUGAAGGCAGCCAGACGAUGCACAGCCCUGGGAUGCUCAGCCCACCUUGGCUGGUGACACACCCCCCCAGGGAUCCAAAUCCCACACCCCAGGAUGCAGCCGGGAAAUGCACGGCCCUGGGAUGCUCAUCUCAUGCUGGUUGGUGAUGCACACCCCAGAGGAUGCACAUCCCGUGCCGUGAGCGCAGCCAGACGAUGCACAACCCUGGGAUGCUCAGUCCAUGCUGGUUGGUGACGCACCCCCCCAGGGAUCCAAAUCCCACACCCCAGGAUGCAGCCGGAUGAUGCGUGGCCCCGGGAUGCUCAACUCACAGUUGUCGGUGGUGCACAUCCCCAGAGAUGCAUACCCCAUACCGUGAAUGCAGACGGAAAAUGCACGGCCCUGGGAUGCUCGGCCCACCCUGGUUGGUGACGCACACCCCCCGGGGAGUCAACUCCCACACCCCGAGACACAGCUGGACGAUGCACAGCCCUGGGGUGCUCAGCCCGUAUCGGCUGGUGAUGCACAACCCCAGGGAUUCGUACCCCACACCCCAAGAUGCAGCUGGACGAUGCACAGCCCUGGGGUGCUCAGCCCAUGCCGCAAGGGCUGGCUGGCGAUGCACACCCCAUGGAUUCACACCCCAUGGAUCCAGGACACACACCCCAUGGAUGCGCACCCCACGGAUGCACGAUGCACACCCCAUGGAUGCGCACCCAUGGAUGCAGGAUGCACACCCCACGGAUUCACACCCCAUGGAUGCAGGACACACACCCCGUGGAUGCGCACCCCACACUCAAAGGGUGUUCAGCUCACACAGCAAACACCUGCCGCCUGCAGAUCUCUCUUUGCCCACACCGGUCUUCGCCCGCUCAGCCCUUGCCAGGAUGGCACCAUGGCCACACGCAGCCCCCCCGGGACGCGCCUGUUCCCGGCCCCCCCAGCAGCCAGUGUCACAGCCGGGGCUGGGCACCGAGCCUGUCCGAACGAAGGUCACGCCACAUCCUCGCUCAGCAAGAACAGCGGCAUAAAUUUCUACUGUCUCAGCCACGUUCUUAUUUUUAAUUUUUUUUUUUUUUUUUUUUUUUUUUUUUUUUUUUU
Messenger RNA from Chroicocephalus ridibundus (black-headed gull), 3386 nucleotides. It is a transcript of the gene DOK2, whose product is annotated as docking protein 2. NCBI's taxonomy places the organism in Eukaryota, Metazoa, Chordata, Aves, Charadriiformes, Laridae. Gene Ontology annotation, biological process: cell surface receptor protein tyrosine kinase signaling pathway; positive regulation of MAPK cascade; Ras protein signal transduction. The coding region runs from base 154 to 1704 and encodes 516 amino acids. Gene Ontology annotation, cellular component: cytoplasm. The transcript has 5 exons. The record is from RefSeq and is a predicted model, not a curated record.